AUGGAAACUUCACCACCACCACAAUUAACAUUACGCCUCAUAUUCUCUGAAACUAAGCGAGUCCUCAUAGCCCAACCCCGCCAUUUCUUGACCCUAAGCCUCAUCUUCCUCAUCCCACUCUCCAUAGCCGCAGCCAUCUUCCCCAUCUACUUUGAAAGCCUCUUCACUCUAUUUCGUUUUUCUGUUCAACCCUCGGUCACUUUUCCAACCAAAACCCUUUUAUUCGUCCUCGCUUACACUCUCUUCAUCUCACUCUUUUCUACCUCAGCUAUCGGAACAAUUACCAACUCUGUCAUCGAAACCUUCCAUGGCCAAACCCUGAUCAAUCUCCAAUCCGCCACCAAAUCUCUCUCCACUUCAUUUUUCAGGCUCUUGGUCACCAAUAACUAUGCCGGAAAAAUUGUCGUUCUUAUAACCUUUGGCUCCUUGUUCGUCUUAUCUCUUUUAAUUCUCGGAGCUGUUUUAUAUGGGUACAACAUCGAUUUCUCUUCACCAAAAUUUCUGCUACUGUUUUUGGCUUUCUCGAUUGUUCAACUUUCGGUUGCGAUAUUUCUUCAUGUGAAUUGGACUCUGUCGUCUGUUGUGGUCGUGGCUGAAAAGAUAUCGGGUUUGGCGUCGUUGAAAAGGAGUUGGAGCUUGGUCAAGGGAAGGAGAUUGCUUGUGUUUAAUAUGUCUAUGUGUUCAGGAUUACCAUUGGCCACUUUGUGGUUGGUUAAUUUUCGUUUGAAUUGGCCAUCUCUUGAAUUAGCAGAAGAUGAAGAUGGUAGUGAUAAGUUGAUAAUAUUAUUCUCUUUGACUCUACAAGUUUUAUUAUUUUCAACUAUUCAAACCUCAAUAUUACUUAUUGCAUUGACUGCAAAUACUGUAUUAUAUCUGUAUUGUAAUAAGGCCGGCGUAGUUCUUCAUGGGGAUAAGGAGUUUUCCGGAAACUACAUCAGCUUAAAAGUCUAUGAUGAGGAGGAGGGAGGGAAAGUUUCUUCUGUGAUGAGUAAACUUGAUAAUUGA
Cannabis sativa is the source of this 1005-nucleotide messenger RNA. RefSeq lists its product as uncharacterized. Lineage: Eukaryota; Viridiplantae; Streptophyta; Magnoliopsida; Rosales; Cannabaceae. Bases 1 to 1005 code for a protein of 334 amino acids. The record is from RefSeq and is a predicted model, not a curated record. The transcript has a single exon.